Molecule: messenger RNA, 3080 nt
Organism: Lactuca sativa (garden lettuce)
Lineage: Eukaryota; Viridiplantae; Streptophyta; Magnoliopsida; Asterales; Asteraceae
Source: RefSeq, a predicted model, not a curated record
UUAUGUAUUUCAUUUUUCCAAUAUACAAAUAUUUAAAAGAAAACGAUGAUUAUUCCGAAUUGAUCCCUUAUGUACACCUGAUUAUGCACAAUUUACAGAAUUUAUAUCAUGUGUGCUUUAUUCGUAGCACCAUGGGCGCGCGAACGUAACAAACUAACUGUUUAUUUGCUGACGUUGCACUCCGUAAUCUUUUUACCCGCCUAUCGUUCUCUGCAACUCACCGCCAUUCCACCUCUCCCUCUCUCUCUCUCUCAACACUCUCUCACUAAAUGACAGUUUUACAGAGAACAGGCACUUCGAAGAUAGAUCGAGAACCCUAAUUUUCUUUAAUGGUUUCUUCGAUUGGUUUCAUAUUCAUAGGUUUAUGCUUUUGAUGGAUAUACUGGUCGUACGUUUUUGUUUAUCUCUUAGAACAGUGAAUAUUUUGUAUCAAAUGAUCUAAAUCGUGUGCGAAUUGUGGAUUUCUAUGAGAGUAUUUGAUUGCAAAGUGGUUAACUGAUGCUUUUCUCGUUUUUAACAUAAAUCGCUCAGUUGAUUCAUCGUGCAGUUAAGUAUAAAUCACAUUUUGAUUCUUAUAAGUGAAAUACGCUCUUUAUAAUCAUGUUCUUUGAUGUUUUCAGGCGGUUUUGAAGAAGUAUUUGGCUAAUUUGUCUACCGAGAUAACUUUCAACAAUGACUUGUCGCUUUAGAUGCUUGUACUUCAAUGUGUUUGCGUUGUUGGUGUUUCUGGUGCCACAGGGUUCAACGCAUACUGAUAAUUCCGAUGUUAGAGCUCUACAAGAUCUGUAUAGAUCUUUUAAUACGCCACCUCAGCUCAAAGGAUGGAAAUCAAAUGGUGGUGAUCCAUGUCAAGAAUCAUGGACUGGAAUUUCCUGUGCUGGUUCUUCAAUCAUCCAAAUUAAACUUGACAACCUAAACAUCACUGGAAACCUUGGCUAUCAGCUCAAUAAUUUCCAUCACUUGAAGCAACUGGAUGUGAGCAACAACAACAUUUAUGGUGAAAUUCCAUAUGGUCUACCUUUGAAUCUAACUCAUUUAAAUUUGGCUUGCAACAACUUAAGUCAAUACAUACCUUACUCAAUCUCUUCCAUGAAAAAUCUUCGACACAUGAAUUUGAGCCACAAUUUUUUGUCAGGGCCUGUUGGGAAUGUAUUUACAGGCUUAUCAUGUCUGAAAGAAAUGGACCUCUCAUACAACCAAUUUAUCGGAGACCUACCAAGUUCAUUUGGAACACUGAGAGGCCUGUCAAGACUGUUCUUGCAGCAUAAUGAAUUCACAGGGUCAGUCAUCUUUCUAGCUGACCUUCAACUAACGGAUCUGAACAUACAAGAUAACCAUUUCAGUGGAAUCAUUCCAAAACAAUUCCAAACUAUACACAAUCUAUGGUUUGGAGGUAACAUGUUUGAUAAAGGGGACAACAGUCCACCAUGGGAUUUCCCCAUGGAAAAUCCAAAUGAGCAGCAAAACAAUACUUCUCCACCAUCUACAGAGUCAUCAAGUGCAGUCAAGAGUUAUCCUUUGAUUGAGCCUGUCAACCACAAGAAGAAAAAAUCAGGCCACGUGGUCAUUUUUUAUGGUGUAGGUGCUCUAAUGGCAGCAUGUUUUGUAAUCUUCAUUGUGAUUCGCUUGCGUAAUCAUUCUAGAAAGCUUAGAAGACCGGCCAGCAGUGAAGGGUCACAGCCCUCUCUUCCAGUCAGUAUGCCCAGAGAUACAGAUUGUUCGUCGACAGCUCUUGACGAGAGCCCAGAAGUGUCAGUUAUCAGCUCACCCACCACUGGCCCAAGGCAUGCAGCUCCAGUUCGUACAAAAGUUGUGAGAGUGAAUAGAAGAAGAAGCUUUGCUAAAAAGAGUAGAAUGCCAAUCGGUGCAACUUUAUACACAGUGGCAGAAUUGCAAUUAGCAACAAAUAGCUUUGACCGAAGUAAUUUUCUUGGAGAAGGCUCUCUCGGAUCUGUGUACAAAGCAGAGUUCCCUGAUGGACAAGUGUUUGCAGUGAAGUGUAUAAACACGGUGGCAUUAUCUCUUCACGAAGAACAGCAGUUUUUGGAGGUGAUUUGGAAUGCAUCGCGUGUAAGACAUCCAAACAUCAUACAGCUUCAUGGAUACUGUGUAGAACAAGGGCAGCAUAUGCUUGUGUAUGAAUAUGUAAGAAAUCUGUCUCUUGAUUAUGCUUUGCAUUCGGAAGCAUACAUGCCUUUAUCUUGGGGGCUUCGUCUUCGGAUCGCUCUUGGAAUCGCUCGAGCUUUGAACUACUUGCAUACGACAUGUGCGCCUCCUUUAGCUCACAGAAAUUUGAAGGCUGCUAAUGUUUUACUUGAUGAAGAUCUAACGCCUCGGAUCUCCGACUGCUAUCUCGCUGUUUUGAAGCCCCUAACAAUCAGCAGUGCUAGAGCUCAGGCUUCUGAGACGGAUACCGGUGGCAUUUCUUAUGAACACACGAAACCUGGAACUGGUAACCAAAAGGACGACGUUUAUGCGUUUGGAGUGCUGCUUUUGGAGAUUUUGACUGGAAGGAAGCCUUUCGAUGGAGAUCCACUGAGAGACGAGAGUUCGCUAGUGCAAUGGGCUUCUUCCAGACUUCAUGACAGUGAAUCGUUGGAUGAAAUGGUUGAAGCAGGCAUCAGGAAGACAAUUCCCCCAAAGGUUCUGUCGCGAUAUGCUGAUAUUGUGUCGCUUUGUACUCAGGCGGAGAGGGGAUUCAGACCUUCGAUGACGGAAAUCAUGGAGUCACUGGGGCAAAUGCUGGAAGAGUACAGGAGAAUGAGAACGGGGGUGGAUACUGAUUUUGAUCCGUAUGAGAGGUCUUUCCGAUCAACAAACUCACGCUUCAUUGGGUCACCCACGGUGAGCUAUAUGUCUAUCUGAAUCUGAUCCAUGAUAUAUGAUUGUCAAACAAGUCAUGUGUUCCUGUUACCAUGGUUAUGUUCCAACAAGUCAUCAUAUAUGAUUGUCAAAACUCAAAAAGAUUUUGCGCUAAUAUUUUUUUGAAUGUAUCAAGUCAUCUUCAAUAAUUUGUAAAGGGAAAACAUAAACGUAAAUAAAAAAAAAAAUCAAUCUCUCAAGUGAUAUUUUUUCCUUAA